CCCAGGUCGAUAACUUGCCUUGCAGCACUUCACGUCGUCAACAACCCUAAUAACGACUUUUCCAGACACUUUGACAAUCUUGAGGUUAAGCUGAGAGACCUAGUCUGAAAAGAUGUCUGCCGCUCGACACUGGGAGCAAGACAAAGAUUCGACCAUAUACAUUGGCAAUCUCGACGAGCGAGUCACCGAUGCCUUGGUUUGGGAGCUCUUCCUACAGGCCGGCCGCAUCGCCAACGUCCACUUGCCCAAGGACCGAGUCACCCAGACGCACCAAGGCUAUGGCUUCGUCGAGUUCAACUCGGAGGAGGAUGCAGAGUAUGCUGCCCGAAUCAUGAACCAGGUCAGAUUAUACGGGAAACCCAUCAGAGUCAACAAGGCCAGUGCGGACAAGCAGAAGUCUGUCGAGGUCGGUGCCGAGCUAUUUGUAGGAAACUUGGAUCCUAUGGUCGAUGAGAGAAUGCUGUACGACACUUUCGGACGAUUCGGUACUUUGGUCGCGGCUCCAAAGGUUGCUCGCGACGAAAACAACUUGUCCAAGGGUUAUGGAUUUGUCUCUUUCUCCAACUUUGAGUCUUCUGACGACGCCAUCGCCAAUAUGAAUGGUCAAUAUCUCAUGAACAAAGAAGUCUCGGUUCAAUACGCCUACAAAAAGGACGGCAAGGGCGAGAGACACGGUGACCAAGCCGAACGUAUGCUAGCUGCUCAGGCCAAAGCUCACGGCGUUCAACCCACCCCCGCCACCAUCCCAGUCGGCGGCCCGCCAAUGUUUGGUGCCAUGCCUCAGACUCCUGCCACCCCCGUCGGCUUCGGACCACCGAACGGAAACUACCAGGCCGUCCCUCCUCCAAUUCAGGCAAGACCUCCUCCGCCACAGAGUGCGCCACUGCCUGCACCACCUGGUGGCCUCCCAGCACGUCCUCCUCCGAGUCAAGCAGGAUAUGGCGGACCGCAGGGCUUCAUGCCACCAGGUUUCAACCAGAUGCCCGCAGGCUUUCCACAGCAACAACAACAACAACAACAACAACAACAACAACAACAACAACAUGCGCCGCCGCCGCCUCCUCCUCCUGGGUUCGCCCCUCCCCCUGGCUUUGGAGGUCCACAGCCUGGUGCUAUGCCUCCAGCUCCUCCCGCCGGACCGCCCGGCGGUUUCCAAGGAUACGGGAUUCGAAAAUGAGAGAAGCCCUUGGUCGUACGGUACAGCUGCGAACACAUCGAGUAUCUAUCCGCUAAAGAUUGUCACUUAAUUUUUGCGAAAUGCAAGACCUUAUCCAGGAUUCGGGCGGCUCCAAUGAACUCCCUCACACUAUCACGAUGUCGUUGUAUGGAACGGCACUCUUUCUGUCACUUUGGCCGACCUUGCUACCUACCUGCACACAAGCAAACAGGACGCAUCGUGUCACUUUUACAAGGCUAACAAGCAAAGUGCAUGUGCAUCCGAUCAACCACUUUUGGCUGGCAACCGUACGUGCUAUACAAACCAAAGGCUCAGUGAAAAAGUUGCUUUCGGUCGCGUCGGACUCUGUUGUUCGAAUGAGGUCUCGAUGAUAAGUCCGGUGCAGCAGCCACCAACCAAGGCCGACUCGAACUUCUUUCACGGCUUUAACGAGUUCAACUCCUUGACGAACACCACGUGGGGGGAGAAAAGCCCCGAUGGACAACCUCCGGAUCCCGGAAUGGCAGGGAAAAGGAAUUCUGAAAACCUCUCUACGACCGGCAUGUAUAUCGGCUAGACAAUCGGCCAGACACAUCACAUCACCUCACACCGCCAGUGAUUCCCAUAGCCUAGCGUGUGCUGCGAAUUCAGACACCACGUCGCCGGGACCAUUACUAAUGUGUCCGGAUGUCUAUCGAUUGGGGUGGGUCAGUGGGUGUACUCUAUUCGAGGCUCUCUCGCGAGAAUGUGAUUGCAGACCUCUCUCUCUCUCUCUUGGAGACUCAAACCCACUGUGUCCGUCUCUAACGACUCGGGUUGAUGAUGAUGGCCUGUUCGAGACGCGCGAUUUGAUGGAGAAAAUAGAUAGAAAUUUCCAUUACAAGAGGUCAAGAACUAUCUCUU
Molecule: messenger RNA, 2059 nt
Organism: Exophiala oligosperma
Lineage: Eukaryota; Fungi; Ascomycota; Eurotiomycetes; Chaetothyriales; Herpotrichiellaceae
Exons: 2
Coding region: 113-1177 (354 amino acids)
Biological process (GO): positive regulation of mRNA splicing, via spliceosome
Cellular component (GO): nucleolus; U12-type spliceosomal complex
Molecular function (GO): RNA binding
Source: RefSeq, a predicted model, not a curated record